GCCUGCCGGCUCCGACCUCAAGUCACGAGCUUCUCAUCAACGAAAGCUGUUUCUGAGCCGACCACACCACAUCGUCGUCGAAUCAAAUUAUCAAGGUGGAAAGAUGUCUACUCCACCAGAACGCCCACAAACGCCGACGGAUGGCACAGCACUGCAACCUCAGCUAUUCCAAAGCCCAGAUCGCACCCCUACGCAGCGGCUCGUUAAUAACGACUUUGCUACAGCCUCCGUUUCCCCUAGCCCGCCCCCGAACAUGCCAUCGAACAGCCAAAGCGGCCCCAAGCCCCGUCCCAUCUGCCCAAUCGAGAGCUGCGGCAAGGACUACAAGAACAACUGGACUCUCAAGCGCCAUCUUCUUAGCUUCCAUGCUGAAUACCGAUUCGGACAAGAUGCAAACAGUAACAUUGUUCUGAUCGGGACUUUGCAAGAGACACAGGGAGACCAGGAGCAGCUCGGUGGUACAAACAUUGCUCCCUUUCCGCUCAGCGAAGGCCAGCAGCGAACUUUGCUCCAGACAUUGCAACAGUCAGAGCAAGAAUACCCGGCUGCUGAGAUCAUCGACUUUCAAAACCUCCCACCCGAGCUGCUGGAUGAGGCUAUCCGCCUCGUGCAGUAUGAGCAGUUUCAUGUAUCGGCGCUGAACUUGGUCAGGCAGGAGCAAAGGGAUCUGAUAGAGCGUCAGAGGACCCUGCAGCCGCAAGGCUUGCAGUGGCAAGCUCCUGUCACUUUCUCAUCGCAGAACGAACAUCAGGUGCCAACAACACCACGGAAUGGUUUGACUGGGUUUGCGAGGCAUGGGAUCAGUUCGCAGGAGUUUGUUGAAGAUAUAGCGGAGACCGAAGAGAGAAUCGAGGAGGACAGGGAAGAAACUCAGCAAGACGAAACAGACGCAGAUGCCAUGGACGAAUCCGAGGAUGGGGACCCGAUGUAGGGUUGAAAGUACACAAGUACUAGGAACUGAACAAAACGGAGUGGGCGGAUAUGGAUACAUCCAAAAGCAAGAUCAAAAGGCUGGAACUCAUCUCUCAAACAUACUCUCUGCGGUCCCGAGGACUCCGUGGUUCGGCCACCGCGACGGAAGUCAUAACGGGAAGAUUGGCACAAUUGGGAAUAAUGGGUUUGGUCGGGCCCGGAGACAAGAGGUUCAAGGGCAUUGCGGAAGUAAUGGGAUCAUUUUCUUUGGGGUCACGGUAAAAUCAAUCACGGUGGUAGAUGGAGUCGAAUUGCAAGAGUUCGUACAUAAAACCUCGGUUCCCUUAUUAAAUUAUGCUAUCACCCUACGG
This is a messenger RNA of Aulographum hederae CBS 113979, 1283 nucleotides long. The record is from the annotation of a GenBank genome assembly. Lineage: Eukaryota; Fungi; Ascomycota; Dothideomycetes; Aulographales; Aulographaceae.